Molecule: messenger RNA, 576 nt
Organism: Protopolystoma xenopodis
Lineage: Eukaryota; Metazoa; Platyhelminthes; Monogenea; Polystomatidea; Polystomatidae
Source: the annotation of a GenBank genome assembly
UUGUCACAAACUAACCUUUUUCCUAGAAACUGUAAUCAUUUUAUUAUAUCUUAUUUUUUAGACCGAGGUGUUGCCUUAAGGCACGCAAAUGAAGCUCGUCUUUCUUCUCGUCCUCGUGGUCGUUCAUCUCGCAUUCCUAUCAUCAUUAUUCCAGCUGCUCCUACAAGUCUCAUAACCAUGUAUAAUGCCAGAGACAUUCUGCAGGACCUAAAAUAUAUCUCAUCUGAAGAAAAACAGGCUUCAGGAUCAAAACGUGAAAAUGAAACUCUGAUUCAGCGCCAAAAGCCUAAUGGCCGCACGAUACCAUACAGAGUAAUAGAUCAGCCUCAUAAGCUUCUUCCUGAAGAAUGGAACAGAGUUGUUGCUGUAUUCGUUCAGGGACAAGCCUGGCAAUUUAAAGGUUGGCCGAUGGGUCCCGAUCCAGCUACAAUUUUUUCAAUGAGUCUUAUCAGAGUCUCCCUCUUGCCCCGUAGAAUCCGUCUGCUAUCUCCAUGGUUCAAAUAUUUAAUUCGACCUCUGCCACCCAUCUGUGCUAUUCGAGGCGCUAUUACCCCUCUUUUGCGUCUGGGUGACUAA